AUGGUGAAUGGAAUUGUUUAUAUUCCUUCUCUAGCAAGGGGAAAGAACAAGCAAAGCAGCAGCCAGACAAGGAGAAGGAAUCCUGGCUGGGCUAAAGAUGCCAUGGAGCCAGUGGGCCUGCAAGAGAUAGUGGUUGCCGGGCUUCUCACAGAGCCCUCCUUUCACAUGGCCGUGUGUGCAGCAGAGGCUCUGAAGAAGAAUUUUCCAACCAAGAUAGCGGACCCUAAAUUGUUUCCUUUGCUGGAAUUUGCAUGGGCUGAGUUUCUACAAGAGAAAAAAAAGGAGCUAAGAGGAGAAGUAUGGGAAUAUCCCUCCAAUGUGAUGUGUUUUGUCGAUGGCCAGCUUGUUGGAGAUGAAAAAAUGCUGCUAAAGUGGGCUUAUGAUGUUUGGGAUUAUAAAGAUUUUAAGCCUACAGCCCUUUACCAAGCUAUUACAGAGGAUUUCUUCACGAAAUACAUGAGAGGCAAAAAGAUGUCUAUAUCCUUCAGAGUACUGAUUAUCAACUUGUGUUUCCAGAACACUGUGAAAGAAUGA
Molecule: messenger RNA, 534 nt
Organism: Gekko japonicus
Lineage: Eukaryota; Metazoa; Chordata; Lepidosauria; Squamata; Gekkonidae
Product: peptidyl-prolyl cis-trans isomerase-like 6
Exons: 4
Coding region: 1-534 (177 amino acids)
Source: RefSeq, a predicted model, not a curated record